Colossoma macropomum (tambaqui) is the source of this 2631-nucleotide messenger RNA. It is a transcript of the gene fam234a, whose product is annotated as family with sequence similarity 234 member A. The record is from RefSeq and is a predicted model, not a curated record. Lineage: Eukaryota; Metazoa; Chordata; Actinopteri; Characiformes; Serrasalmidae. Gene Ontology annotation, molecular function: protein binding. The coding region runs from base 136 to 1818 and encodes 560 amino acids. The transcript has 12 exons.
GUUUUGUCCCAGCGCGCGCCUCGUCCCCAUUAGCGGCGAGGCUAAGCUACCCGUAUCCGCGGUGUUGGUGUAGUCGAGGCGGACGCAGAGCGACCAGGAUCUCCGCUAAACACACCGAGCAUACAGCGCGUAGACAUGUCGGACUCUGUGGAGCGGCCGAUGGAGGCGGAGCCUCUGAAAGGUGAUCAGGCGGACGGAGUCUGUAAGGAUCGCGCUGCAGGCUGCGGUAAACUGGGCAUGAAUAAACUCACCGGCUGGCGCACAGCCGCCUUCCUCCUGUCUCUCUUCCUCUGCCUCACCGUCGUCUUCGCCUUCUCCUUCAUCCUGCCCUGCCCCGUCCGCCCGCAGUACCUGCGCACCUGGAACCGCACCCUACCUAACGCAGCUACCUAUGAUUUCCUGGCCAUGGGGGACGCCAACAAAGACAAAGUGCAGGACGUGCUCUUCAUCUAUAAGAGCUCGGAGGGCAGCAUGAACCACACCUGCUCUGGAGAAGGUCUGCCCUCCCCGUGUCUGUUCCUGCUGGCGGUCGAUGGUACCGAUGGUAGGACGCUGUGGGAACGGCCGUUAGCUGCUGAACUGAGUUGGGUGGAGUGCGGAGUUGGAGGAAUAAAUAGAAAAACUUGUCUGGUGGCUCAUGCUGACAAUUUCACAGCCGUGGACAUGCACACAGGUGUCGUUGUGUGGCAGCGUCAGCGCUCUCCGGUUAUUAACGGAAACCUCCCAGUGAUCAUCAUGCCUGAUCUGGACAAAGACGGAACCGAGGACAUCGCUGUGUUAUCAUAUAACCGUCCAGCGCUGCCUCACACACCUAUACCGACUGAGAUGGUGAUUUUCUCGGGUAAAUCGGGUGACAUGAUUGGUUCGAAGGUAGAUGUAGAUUCAGGAGAGACACGGGCACACCUGCAGUUUACCACGGCCAGCGGAGCUCAGUACAUACUGUUGCACACAGACACAGGCCUGUAUGCGGUGGGUUUGUGGCGUUUAGCUGAAAUGGCUGGGGCUGGUCUGGAGUCUUAUCUGAAGAAAGAAAAAAGCUGGGAGGAAAAAGCCACACCCACUGGACUGAUCCCACUGCAUGAGUCGGUGUCUUUGCUGAAGGUGUUAUUGGUUAAAGGUUCAGGAGGCCCCUCCCCUUCACUGCUGCUCCUCACACCCUCCACUGUGACCCUGUUCAACACACACACUCGCAGCAUCAGCUGGACGACAAACACCAGCACCCUGCUCAGUACUCCAUCGUUUGGUCGCUACAAUGAAGAUGAUGUUCCUGAUGUGGUGCUCGAGGAGGACCAGGGAAAUACGACCAAGAGUGUGCUGAUUCUGGACGGUAAGACGGGCCGUGAGCUGUGGAAGGCGGGUUUACUGUUUUGGCCUCAGAGCCCCAGAUCUGCGUCUGUUCUCACACUGAACUCCUACUCUGUGUUCAUGCUGUGGGGAGAGAGACUCACACACAACAACGAGACGAGCUCUGCUGUUGAGGAACAUUCCUCAUACCUGCUGCACCCUCAUCACCCUCAGGUUCUGCUGGAGAGAAGAAAUCCCACACAGCACAUAAGGUCGUUUAAAGCGGUUCUGUUGGAGCGUGGUCGCCAUGCCUGCUACCUUGUCCUGAGCGGCGCUGAAGGUGCACAGAUGGAAGAGGCGGGGCUUGCAGGGGCGGGGCCUGUGGUGCUGACGAAGCGGAAGAUAAAGGACGACGUGGAGGAGAGCAGCGUGCUGGGAGUGGGCAAGGCAGAGGGCGAGCCCAUCCCCAGAGAUAAGGAGGAGUCAGUGAAGGAGGCGUUUCAUAGGCUGAGAUUCAGUGAUGAGAUCAAGUAACUCCUGAGCCCAAUAAACUCCCUCCAUCCGCAGCGCUAAUCCAGUUCCGUAUUAGCAUAUUAGAGCGAUAGUUUGGCUAAAACCUAAGUUCCCCUGCUUAUUCCAGAGGUAGUCCAUCAAACCGAGACGUGUUUGGUGUCUGAAGUUUGCUUCUUUAGUUUUAACACAGGAGCUAUGAGGCUAAUGUAGCUAACGAGUAAUGGAAGCUUAUAUCCCACCAAUUAGCAUGGCGCCUAAAUCAUCACGUACUCGCCUCAAAUCAUGUUGAGUUGCUGUAAUCUAAAAUAGCAUUGAUUGUUGAAAAAAAUGGAAAAAAAAGGGGAAAAAUACAAAUUUAGGCUUCAAGAUGCCCUUUUUUUUCACACUUUUGUUCAUUUUUAUAGACUGCGUUUGGGAUAAGGGGAUUUUUUCUUUCUUUUUUGCUCUAAAAAAAAAUAUCGCGUUAAAAUUUCAAGCAGGAAUGUCUGCCGUUUUAACAGAACCCCUUAAAAUAACAAUAUAUUCACUAAAACAUUCAGUAUUUACAUUUUUCAUGAUUGUUUUCUGUUGUAAAGCUACUCCUGACUUGAGCUUUCCGUUUAGAUGAGCAGUGCAAAACAACACUACACAAGUUUGGUGGUGACUUUAACAUUUAUACACUAAAUCCUGGUCCCUGCACUCCAAUCAGAGUCUGUAGUGACGCACAGAGUCAGAAUGCUGUUAUUUUGCAGGGAGGAAUGCGUAGUUUACUCCUGUGCAAAGUGCCUUUUAUGGAAUGCUGCAUGAUCCAGACACGACGAUCAUAAACUUCAGCUCCAAAGAAGAGAAAAAAAA